Cyclopterus lumpus (lumpfish) is the source of this 4600-nucleotide messenger RNA. Its product is annotated as protein Smaug homolog 2. The record is from RefSeq and is a predicted model, not a curated record. Bases 773 to 2794 code for a protein of 673 amino acids. Gene Ontology annotation, cellular component: P-body. Gene Ontology annotation, molecular function: mRNA binding; protein binding; translation repressor activity. Gene Ontology annotation, biological process: regulation of mRNA stability; negative regulation of translation; nuclear-transcribed mRNA poly(A) tail shortening. The transcript is spliced from 14 exons. NCBI's taxonomy places the organism in Eukaryota, Metazoa, Chordata, Actinopteri, Perciformes, Cyclopteridae.
GACGUAUGACGUUGUACUCACGUCUUGCGUCAACUCAAAAUCGAAGUAGAUUUCUCCAGGCGUACACUCUUUAUUUUUGGCAUUGCAAUAAACAUUUUGUACAUAAAUUCUUUAACAUGGCCUGUUUAAAACCACAGGAGAUUGCCGCUGUAAAGGGAUAUCCUUAGGAAUACCUCGUACGGGAUCGAAAUCUACGCUUCUCUCAGCUAAGCUAACGUUAUUGCAUAUAUUAGCAACAUUUGCUAGCUAAGAAGCUAGCGCUAGCACUUGGCGAUCCCUACCGUCGAGCUAGCUAUGCAGUAGCUAGCACUUUAGCCUAGCUCGCUAAGCAGUGACAACUGACACAGGAUUUGAUAAGAGUCCAAAAUGGUGACACCUGCUGGCGAAGCCCUUUGUACCGAGACGAUGGUCAAACAGUUCGUUAACCGAGUGAUUUACCGUUUUCGUUCUUGGGCACAGAUGAUGUGAUCCUGAACAUGCCACAGUGAAAAACAAAGCUUUUCCCAUCAUUGCCCCACUACGAUUGACACACUUAAAGCCACUUCAUCGGACAUCUUCCCAAUAAUCUACACGGCAUCCCCGUCUGCAGCUCCUUCUGCACCUGAAUCAUGUGAGGGCCCCUCGGUCCAGUCUGAGGGGAUCCCAGGACUGUUGCAAAUACGACCCCGCUGUGCGGGGUGAGACUGAGACCGUUUGUGUCUAAGAGAGCAGUCUUUCCCGUACUCCCCUCACCAUCCACACAUUCCUGUUCUCCUUACCAAGGAGACACGCCAUGAUGUUCCGAGACCAGGUAGGUAUCCUCACAGAUUGGUUCAAGGGCUGGAAUGAGUGUGAACAGACGGUGGCACUGUUGUCCCUCCUGAAGAGGGUGUCCCGCACCCAGGCUCGCUUCUUGCACAUCUGCCUUGAACACUGGCUGGCAGACUGCACAGAGAUCCACAUCCUAGAAGCUGAGGCCAACAAUGCAGCAAUUGUCAGCCAGUGGCAUCAGGAGCCGAAGGAAAAAGUUGUGUCCUUGCUGCUGUCCCACCUGCCUCUGCUGCAGCCACGCAACAGUGAGGCCAAAUGUGAGUACAUGAAGCUGCUGCAGAAGGUGUUGAGUCACACUAUUGAGAGUAGCCUGUUUGUGGAAGAAAGCAGGCAGCUGCUGUCCUACGCGCUCAUCCACCCUGCCACAACACUGGAUGACCGCACCUCUCUGGCCAUGUGGCUAAAUCACCUAGAGGAGCACCUAUCCAGUGGCUAUGCCCCCCGGCCCCCAUCUAGCCCCUACCACCCACGUCAGGGCUCAGAUGAAUGGCCCAGCUCUACUGAGGCUCUGGACCCUGGCCACGCUUGGCACGACCAGUCCCCCUCAUCCAGCACGUCUCCAGCAGGCCAGAACGGACACAUGCCUUUCCCAGGUGGGAUGUCCUCUCCCAUCAACAGCAAUAACACAGGUCUGGGUGGACAGAUGCAGCCCAGCCCUCUGAAGAAGUCCAUGUCCGUGAUUCCUUCCAGUCCCCAGGCUUGUGUCUCUGAGUGGGUUAGCCAUGAUGACAUAGGGGGCAGGCAGAACUUCAUUCUCACAGACCACGCUCCCCUUUCACCCCAAAGCAGCGUAGCCUCCUCAGGCAGUGAGCAGACAGAAGAACAAGGCUCCUAUCGCAACACCUUCCAGGAGGAUGGCAGUGGCAUGAGAGAUGUUCCUGCAUGGUUGAAGAGUCUCCGUCUUCAUAAAUAUGCAUCACUUUUUUCCCAGAUGACCUAUGAUGAGAUGAUGAUUCUCACAGAGCAUCACCUGGAGUCGCAGAACGUCACUAAAGGAGCACGGCAUAAGAUCGCCUUGAGUAUCCAGAAACUGCGAGAAAGGCAGAGUGUGCUCAAGUCUUUAGAAAAGGAUAUUUUGGAAGGGGGCAACCUGCGUAACGCCCUCCAGGAGCUGCAACAGAUCAUCCUCACACCCAUUAAAGCCAACAGCCUUCCCAGUGCAGCACAGAUUGCCCCUGAUACAGCCACCUCCCCGUCAGACGCCACACAAACAGGAGCAGACAAAGAGCCGGCCUCAGAGGGCUUCCAGUCCCACAACCCCCCUCCCUGUGAUGGAGACUCCUCAGCCACACCCAUCUCAGACGGCGACAUUGCUGGACAGUUCACCCGUGUCAUGGGUAAAGUGUGCACCCAGUUGCUGGUGUCAAGGCCAGAUGAGGAGAAUAUCAGCUGUUACCUUCAGCUUAUUGAGAAGUGUCUGACUCAUGAGGCCUUCACAGAAACUCACAAGAAAAGGCUGGUCUCCUGGAAGCAGCAGGUCCUCAAAUUGCUGCGCCUGUUCCCUCGGAAAGCUAUGCUGGACAUGCCUGUGUACCGACAGAAAGGCUGGACAUAUGGGUCCAACUCCCUCCCCACAGCAGGCUCUGUGAGUGGAGUUGUAGGGCGGCGGGGACAAAGGCCGUUCCAGAUGACUCCUCGUGGACUUCCAGCAGGACGCAUCGGUCUUCUGAGUCCCGGCGGGAUCGGGGGAGCGUCUCCACGCCACACACUCACUAAUCCUGCGCUGGCAGGCCAGGGAAGACAAAACCUGUGGUUUGCUAACCCUGGGGGCAGUAACAGCAUGCCAAGUCAGAGUCGCAGCUCUGUGCAGCGGACCCACUCACUCCCUGUUCACACCUCCCCGCAAACCAUGCUCAUGUUCCAGCAGCAAGAAUGCCAAGUUCCGGGUGCUGACCUGGAGAUCAACCCCACGCUGGAGUCACUGUGCCUCAGUAUGACAGAGCAUGCCUUAGGGGAUGGAACAGACCGAACAUCAACAAUAUGAAAAGAAGAAAGGAAAAAUACACUUCAGUUGAGGCCUGUUCAGUUCCUCAUCACCCAGCACAAAGAUAUACAUACGUAUGCUUAAGAAAACCAGGCAAAGCAGUCACUACAAAAUGACAAAAAAACUGUGUAUAUGUUCUCUAAUAUUUUUGUACUUUAUUAUAUACAACUAAGUUUAUUAAAAAUGGAAUACAGAUGAUUAUUAUAUUGCAGGCCAGAAAAUAGCAAACUGCUCCAUGUCACCUGCAGGACUGUGACAUGAUGUGCAGAGGCUCAGUUUGCUGUGGUCUGAGAGAAAACACAGAAAACCGGUGGAUUGGUGCUGUCUUAAAGGGGUUUGGCCCGAUGAGUUAUUCUUCUUUUCCUCCUGCCUUGGAGCAAGGCUUCUUUCCAGAACACACUGACAGCCACAGCCCCUGCACCACAUACAAUGUAGAUUCAGAAAAUGUCCAGCCAGAAGUGAGGCACUUUGACUAAAUUAUCUAUUAUACCAGCCACCAAACUGUAAUUGGCCCCAAGAUGCAGUCGCCAGUCCUUUUCCUAACCACCCUGAUUAUUCUAUAACCAGUGCUAGUAAAGGUUUGUGUUGGUUGAAACUAAGUCGGCUUUCCUUGGUUCUUUUUAUCCGCUCUGGAGGGCAUGUUUUGUGGUGAAAGAGAGGACCAAAAGAAUUUGGUGAAAGCUUGUAAUCCUACCAUAGACAUGCCCUUUUUUGUCUUGUUUUUUUCCCUGAACAGUCAAAGCAGAUGUGACUGUCCUCCUCUACAAAGCCAAAGAGAAGGGUUGUGCGGUGGUUUAUUUGAGAAGGAUAGUUGUAGUAAACUGCAACAGAAUGGUAUAAUGUUUUUUUUUUGUUUUUUUUUAAAGAACAACAGACCGAAUAAUUUAUGCCAGCUGCAAUGUGUCUGUUAUUUUAUGCCCUGCUACGUGAUGAUGAAUCUCAUUUUGUGCCGAGGAAUCCCAAGAGGGAUGAAUAAGGGUUGGUGUGGUAUGUACUGUGCAAGAGCUGAUUUGAUAUUGAAUUGAUCAAAGCGAGGAGAGUAGAAUGUUUUCAAUUUACUCACUAAUGCUCGGUGAGAAAACUAAAUGAAACAUCUCAACCCCCUGGCCUCCUGAUGAUUGGCUCUGGAAAAUGAAACUUGAUGUUGUAAUAAAUGCUCCGCUGUGCAGCGCCUCACCCUCUGGGUGCCCUCUUCCUCAAACGGCCAAAGUGAUGAUUUGAUGAUUCAUACUUUUCAAGGUGCUUGACAGUGUCCAUAUUUUCUGUUUGUGUCUCAAUGCGUUUCAGUCUCAGAACCCUAACAUUAUCAUGUGGUAUCAGUGUUGAAUCAAAAACUUGUCUUCUACGGCCUCUGUCUUUGAAUGUGGCAGAGCGGAGGUGCAUGUAUGUGUAAUAUGGUCUUAACUUUUUGGAUCACUUUUGGUUGCAUCAAGGCAGGGAUAACCAUUCACAUUUUAUUUCAGCAGAGCCAUAGGAGGUCUGUCAAGUAAAGAUGGUUAUUUACAGAUAUCUUUUCCAAUUUUAUUUUUUACUCUCCCUUGAUAUUGAUAACUUAUACUUAUUUUCUAUAAUUGCAUGUUUUGCCACACUAAUACAGCACUGUUGUAGAUAGAGGACAUGGUGGUUGAUGGUGAGCAGAGUCACCAACAGCUAGAGAGCAGAAAUCUUGCAACACAUGUUGUAUAUCUAUACCGCCUAAAUGUCACUGUUUACAUCUCUAUGGGAUAAUGCCCAAUUCAUGUUAUGUGAUGUCAUGAAUACUCCAUUGUCUCACUGUGUAACGCAUUAAAGAACUGUCGCCUUCUC